AAGGGCUUGUCCUCACAUGUGAUUAGUGGGUGUGUGUUGUCUUCCCCCCUCAUUCAGUGCGACGUUUUAUUAAAGUUGUAAGAUGGCGACGGUGCAUCUGAGGAUCGGGGAUCUAGUGUGGGGGAAGCUCGGUCGUUACCCACCAUGGCCAGGAAAGAUAGUAAGCCCCCCAAAGGAUCUGAAAAAGCCCAGGGGCAAAAAAUGCCAUUUUGUGAAAUUCUUUGGAACUGAAGACCAUGCCUGGAUCAAAGUAGAACAGCUGAAGCCUUACCACGCCCACAAAGAGGAGAUGAUCAAGAUAAAUAAAGGAAAGCGCUUCCAGCAGGCUGUUGAUGCAGUGGAAGACUUCCUCAAGAAAGCAAAGGGAAAAGAACAGAAUUCAGAUGGAAAAGGAGACUCAAAAGGAAAGAAGACACCUAACAAGCCACUGAAAAUACUGGAGGAGGAUGAUGAGGAUCUCAGUGCCUUGAAGGACCCCUCUGAGAAGGACUUAACUGACUCUGACCCCGAGCCAUCCACUAUUGAGAGGCUGGGGGCUGGACCUGGCUCAGGAUUCAAAUGGGAAAGCAGUCCUGUGAAGGACGACCCACAUUUCCAUCACUUUCUACUCAGCCAGUCUGAGAAGCCAGCCUCAUCAAUGGAACCCAUUAGCAAGCGCCUGAAGAUCAUUGAGGAGGACACAGGGUCAACAUCUAUCCAAGCAGCAGACAGCACAGCCAUCAAUGGCAGUAUCACACCCACAGAUAAAAGGAUAGGGUUCCUGGGUCUGGGGCUGAUGGGUAGCGGUAUUGUUUCCAACCUGCUGAAAAUGGGUCACGUUGUCACAGUGUGGAAUCGCACAGCAGAAAAGUGUGACCUGUUCAUCCAGGAAGGUGCCAGAUUAGGCCGGACUCCUGCAGAGGUGGCUUCCAUGUGUGACAUCACUUUCUCCUGCGUCUCUGACCCAAAGGCUGCCAGAGAUCUGGUAUUGGGACCCAGUGGAGUGCUGCAGGGGAUCAGGCCAGGCAAAUGCUACGUAGAGAUGUCCACUGUAGACCCAGAGACCAUCACAGAACUCUCACAGGUGAUCACGUCGCGGGGUGGUCGGUUCCUAGAGGCUCCAGUGGCAGGAAGCCAGCAGCUCUCCAAUGACGGGAUGCUGGUCAUCCUGGCAGCGGGUGACAGAACAGUCUACGAGGACUGCAGCAGCUGCUUCCAGGCCAUGGGCAAGACCUCCUUCUUCCUGGGUGAGGCAGGGAAUGCAGCAAGGAUGAUGCUGAUCCUAAACAUGGUGCAGGGCAGCUUCAUGGCCACCAUUGCAGAGGGGCUAACUCUGGCCCAGGCCACUGGCCAAUCACAGCAGACCUUCCUGGACAUCCUUUGCCAGGGCCAGAUGGCAAGCACCUUUGUGGACCAGAAAUGCCAAAAUAUUUUACAGGGCAACUUUAAGCCAGACUACUAUUUGAAACAUAUUCAGAAGGAUCUGAGGCUAGCCAUCUCCAUGGGCGACAUGGCCAACCAUCCAACCCCAAUGGCUGCAGCUGCCAAUGAGGUUUACAAGAGGGCUAAGGCACUGGACCAGUCAGACAAUGAUAUUUCUGCAGUCUACAGAGCCUACAUUCAUUAGAGAGGGUGUGACCUAUCCUCUGGACCACACAGUCUUUAAUCCCUUCUUAUUUCUCCCUCAUCAUUUACUGAGUUUGUUUAUUUUAAAUUCUAAUCAUUUUUAUUUCAUUUUGCCCCAGCACCAGCCAUGUUCCCCGCCCCACAGGUCAUGGGAUGUAAUUCCUUUUUAGAGGCAACCUUGAGCAUUGUACUGACUGUAGCGGGGGAAUAUACGCUGUGAGAGCGCUCCAAACGAGGCUGUACUACUGUGCCGCCGCAGUUUGCCGCGGGGGGGCAGUUUGCCUGGUUUCUGACGACUCAGAAAACGGUAGAAGUAACGCAGGGUGUUUGGCGAGGAUGUAGGGUCCAGUGCUACUGUGAAGAGCAGGGUGUCCCACUCAAUCCAGAGAAAUUGCUGUCAGGUUUUGUGGAUGUAGAAACCCUAAAGAUUUUGUUUUGUUCAUGUGCAAAUGAAGAGUUUAUUUAAUUGAGUGUGAUAUUUGCUUUUCUUUUUAAAUGUCCAGAAUUCCAUGAGAAAAAAAACACCAAGAACAUGCCACUGCAUUGCCUUAAUAUUGUGCCCCCUCAAGUCUUUCAAUAAUAGAUGUAUUUAUUUAUGUUUCUUUCCAGGUCUUCUUGGUGCAGUUUGUUCAUGGCUUGUUUCUGUAUUUGAUGAGAUGAUGUAUGCUUUUAUGUUGGUGUUAAUGAUCUUUCUUGAACAGGUUAAGGACAGAGCAACAAAUGUGUUGAGGCCUUAAAAUGCAGUAAUAAUUGAUAUGUCUCAUUGAGACUUGAGAUUUCCACAUUUGAAACCCUUCUUUUUUUUGUUUGGAAGAGUUCUCAUUCUCAUCUACUGUGUUUUUCUUUUUUAAUAUAUUACCCUGCAACUAGGUGAAUCCACUUUUUGAGUUGUGUUUUAACUGAAGUCUAAUUAAUCUCCAGGGUCAAGAUUUCUUUUUUCUUUUUCUUUUUUUCUUUUUUUUUUGGCAAGUUAUGAAAACUGUGUCUGGGUUUGGGAGGCAAAGUUUAGAUCAUCAUUGGACAAAAUGACACAAUUAAAAACCAAACUACUGAAAGAGUUUUAUGUGGGUUAGUGGUGGAGAGGGUUCAUCACUGUUGAAUAAAUACAACACCCUCAGCUCCACAGUCAGCAGUUGAUUUUAGUUGGAGCAUUAUUGACAAACUGUUACAUCAGUCUAAUAUAUACACACACACACACACAACUCAUUUCUGCUGAACUGUUCUCCAGUCAAACCAAAUGUUAACGUGGAUGGUUUUUAUUUUUAAUUUAUUUCUUGCUUUGUCGUCAAAAAGAUUUUAGGUCAAAUAAAAGGAGGGACAGAAUGUGGCCACGUGACAGUGGGGGCAAUCUUAACUACAUAGUAGAGGUCCUCACGAGUCCAGUGGGUUUUUAGUAUACGAGACCUGUUUCAGGUCUGGAACCUGACUGAUAAAUUGGCCAACCAGUAUUAUCAGCUGAUAUAAGCUCAUGACAGAUUCAUCACACGUGUUGACUGUUUAUUAACAUGCAACAUCAGUACAGGAAUACCAAAGAGAGGUUAGAGGUCAUUUAAAAACCAUGGCUCCAUCACAGAGUCACAGUCCUGCUCACACUGCUUCAGUAAACAAAUUUAAGGGGAAGUGAAUGGUACCUGAUAUAAUUUCAUCACAUUUUUUUUAACUCAAACCAUUCUCUUCUUGAGUCCAAAUUAUCUUUAGUCUAAUCAGGUCAGGUAGGGUCAUGCUCUGUUACUGAAGGUUUCAGCAGAUCUAUAAAAAAUGUGUUUUUUUUUAAACCAGGUGCAGUGCAGGAAAAAUGUCUUUUAAAGUUCAUUUGUGCACACCAGGUUUCUUUUGGGGCUUGUUUUGGAUAGGGGCUAAAAAUUUUGGGCCUGUGAAGACCUCUACUACGUCGCCUAAAACAUACCCUGUAUGAGUAUGCAGAUGCAAGUGACAAUGCCCAACAUAUGCAAAAGAAACACGGCACGACUGUGUACGCUCAGCCAGAGGUGUUAUGUCCCUGAGAACAUGCCAACAGUUCUGUUACAGCCAGAUACUCAAACUGGACUUGUCAAAGAUCAGACAGAAGCACAAAUCAUAAGACGGCUUUAAUGUGUUGGUGCCUGUUAGAGCGCUUCAGUCCUCCACUGAAAACUGCAGAUGGAUCAUGACAUAUGAAAUAGUCUGUGUUGGCAUACUUACAGAGUGAGUUGCAGGGUUUAUGCCUUGUUCCUUGUCUAUUAAGUUUGGCCAGCUUCACAUCAGCUCUGAUCUGUCCUGCAUGGUAUCAGGAAGUAAGUGCAGAAAUGGGUCUCUCGCAAUGGCAAAUAUUACGACAAAUCUGUUUUGUGUUUUCCUACGAUUCUAAAAGAAAUUAGAGAAACGGCAUCUUGUGAAGGAGCACGUCAAUACUUGACCCCACAGACUCAGUGACUUAAACAAGAGCAAACUGUAGCCCUGCUGUCCACUAUGACAUGAGGAAAGAGAGCAGAACUUUGAUGGAGAGUGUGCACCAUCAGAAGACCCAGAACUGUAAUCGCUUCCUUGCAGAAAAUAAAACCUCAUGGCGUUUUGUUCCUUUACAGUUUUGAUGAGUUGAAACUGUAAAUGAAGACGUUCUCAUUAAACAGAAUCAUUUUGUUGCAUGUUAAGAAUCCAGCAUCCCAUUUUAACAGAUCUGUUUGCCAAACAAAUGAUGUUUAAGGUUUUUAAUUUACACACUAAGUGUAAAGAACUGUUUUUAGAAGACAGAUGUAAAUAGCAUAUUAGGUUGAGUAGGGUUUCUUUUCUAUCUACAAUAACCAGGAUUAAUGAAAUCAACUUCUUUUGGUUUUGACUCUACAGAGCGACUGUCUAACAUCUUUGUGUCUUAAUACUGUAGAUUGUUCAGUUAAAGUGUAAAUGGUUUAUUAAUAUGUGGCUUAUAUAAUCUGGCUUAUUAUCACAUUGAAAUGACAAUGACUUGGAUCCUGUUAAAGAAAGGAGGGUGUUACUUUGGUUUUGGGGAUAUUUAUGAUUUUGUGUACAUGUGGAAAUAUCAAGACUUUUGUGCUGUUUAAUAAAUCCUCUCCUGAUUACUGACA
Messenger RNA from Lates calcarifer (barramundi perch), 4667 nucleotides. RefSeq names its product glyoxylate reductase 1 homolog (Arabidopsis) (gene glyr1). The record is from RefSeq and is a predicted model, not a curated record. NCBI's taxonomy places the organism in Eukaryota, Metazoa, Chordata, Actinopteri, Centropomidae. Gene Ontology annotation, molecular function: NADP binding; NAD binding; oxidoreductase activity, acting on the CH-OH group of donors, NAD or NADP as acceptor.